This is a messenger RNA of Wallemia ichthyophaga EXF-994, 2160 nucleotides long. RefSeq names its product Ribosome biosis protein enp2-like protein. The coding region runs from base 1 to 2160 and encodes 719 amino acids. Gene Ontology annotation, cellular component: nucleolus; nucleus; 90S preribosome. NCBI's taxonomy places the organism in Eukaryota, Fungi, Basidiomycota, Wallemiomycetes, Wallemiales, Wallemiaceae. The record is from RefSeq and is a predicted model, not a curated record. Gene Ontology annotation, molecular function: protein binding. The transcript has 3 exons. Gene Ontology annotation, biological process: maturation of SSU-rRNA from tricistronic rRNA transcript (SSU-rRNA, 5.8S rRNA, LSU-rRNA).
AUGAGCGUUGCAAAAGUUUAUUGCGUCAAUGGACAGCCCAGCUCCGGCGCAUCCAGCCUACCGCAAUGGAUCUCUAAGCGUCGUUUGGCUGCUGAGCGCACUGGAGGCAAAUCGAGAAAGCGCUCCAAAGCUAAAGUCAAGGAGAGAGGCCUGGAAGAGUCACAGCUUACGCUUAUUCAAGAAUUUGGGUUCCCUGAAGCUUCAAUGAAAGUUAGAACUUCGCCCGACGGUGAUUUUGCUUUGGCGACAGGCACCUACAAGCCGCAAGUUCGAUGCUACGAUUUGAGAGAAUUGGCUCUGAAAUGGGAGAGACACACUUCAUCAGAGAACGUUGACUUCCAGAUUCUAUCGAGCGACUGGACAAAGAGCGUACACCUGCAGAAUGAUAGAACGGUGUCUGUUCAUUCGCAGUCCCAACUACACUACUCCCUUAGAGUACCUAGGUUUGGUAGAUCACUCGCAUAUCACUUCCCUUCUUGUGAUACCUUGAUUGGUGGUACAGGUAGUCAGGUUUUUAGGCUCAAUUUGGAGCAAGGUCGAUUCCUUAACCCCUUGGAUUUGGACAGCUCAUCUGUCCAAGGUGUUAAUGCUGUUGACGUCAACCCUGCUCAUCAGCUUUGGUCGUUUGGUGUCGAAGGUAGCGGCGCUGGUGUCAAAUUCUGGGAUCCACGCUCUAGGAAUGAGAUUGGCUCCCUGGACUUGCCAGCAGAAUACUUGGUUGAAGACAAUAUUGCAAAUCUUGGUUCAGGUCCUUUGGGUGUCACAUCCUUAGCCUCACACAGCAAUGGUUUAUCAAUGGCAGUCGGUACAUCCACCGGUCACACUCUCCUUUACGAUCUCAGAGCAAGCAAGCCCUUUGCCAGCAAGGAUCAAGGUUAUGGUCUGCCGAUUAAGAAUCUCCAGUGGCUCGAAAGUGCCUCAGGUAGAUACGAUGAAGCUGACGGUAAGGUCGCUAGUGCAGACAGCAAAGUUAUUAAGAUAUGGGACAAGGAAUCUACCGAAAACUACGUCAAUCUCACACCUGAGUCUGACAUCAAUGAUAUGCACAUUGUCCCGAAGACAGGUUUGAUCAUGUUGGCGAAUGAAGCACCAGAGAUGUCUAGUUAUUACGUUCCUCAACUUGGACCUGCACCAAAAUGGUGCAGAUUCUUGGACAAUAUCACAGAAGAACUCGAGGGCGACAUGAGUGGAGGUGUCGGUCCAUCUGCAUGGUCAGACUAUAAGUUUAUCGACAAGUCUGAGCUUGAGAGCCUCCAGUUGAAUCAUUUGAUCGGUACAGCUGCUCUCAAGCCAUACAUGCACGGUUUCUUCAUCUCUGGCGAAUUAUACUCCACAGCCAAGCUGGUUUCGAAUCCAUUCGCCUAUGCUGAGCACAGAGAAAAGGAGAUCCAAGCUAAGCUCGACAAGCAAGCUGAAUCGAGAAUACGUAACAGUGUCAAGCCCAACGUUAAGAUUAAUAAGGGCUUGGUUGAUAAAUUAUCCAAGUCGUCUAGCAAGAAGAGCAAGAAGGAUGAUGGAAAGCUGCUUAGUGAUGAUAGAUUCAAGGAUAUGUUUGAGAACCCUGAAUUUGAAAUAGACGAAGACAGCAAAGAGUUUGCGCUGCGCAACCCAUCUGGCUUCAACAAGGGUAAGACUGCUGUUGAGCAGGAGGAAGAGGAGAGUGACAAGGACUCGAUGGAUGAAGAUAUGUCUAAGGGUAGUAGCAGUGAAGGUGAAGAAGAGGGUGAUAGUGGUGAUGAGAGUGAAGAUAACAUUAUCAGUGCACCACCACCUCGUCAACCAACAGCUCCUGUACAAAAGCCUAAGCCGCAGUCUAAGCCAACGCUUGUUGCAGGAACAGCAACGGAACAGACGGGCAGUGCAGGAGAUGCGUUCGGCGAUAGAAUCAAGGGUACUGAGAAGAAGCAGCAAGCCAAGGAAUCCAAAGAUAGCUCAUCAGUCAGAAGGACUGGUGGCGGUGGUAUGGAGAUGGUGUUCACGCCUAAGACGACCGAAGCAGAUGACAACAAGCCUCAACCUAAGAAGGCUAAGGGUAGAGAGCAAUUUGGACAUGGAUUGGAGAAAGGCGCUCUUGAGCAAGACCAGGGUGCAGAUGAGCAAGGUAGAUCAAGACGCCGCAACAAUCUCAGGAUGGCUUCAAACAAUGCGCUCAGAAGAUAG